Messenger RNA from Capsella rubella, 841 nucleotides. RefSeq names its product CASP-like protein 1B1. Bases 37 to 630 code for a protein of 197 amino acids. The transcript is spliced from 3 exons. The record is from RefSeq and is a predicted model, not a curated record. NCBI's taxonomy places the organism in Eukaryota, Viridiplantae, Streptophyta, Magnoliopsida, Brassicales, Brassicaceae.
CAUAAAACAUCUUCAUAUCAUUCUCAUCUUCAAACAAUGGCGGUUUCAAAGCUCGCGUUGGCUGCUACAAGCGGUAAGAACUGCAAAGUACUCUUAGGGCUAAGAUUACUUGCCUUCUCAGCCACGUUAUCUGCAGCCAUUGUUAUGGGAUUGAACAAAGAAACAAAGACUUUCGUCGUGGGACAAGUUGGGAAUACUCCAAUCAAAGCUACUUUCACUGCUAAGUUCGACCACACACCAGCUUUUGUGUUUUUUGUGGUAGCUAAUGCAAUGGUGAGCUUCCACAACUUGUUGAUGAUUGGUCUUCAGAUCUUUGGAGGAGAAAUCGAAUUCACUGGCUUUCGUCUUCUCUCUGUCGCCAUUCUUGACAUGUUGAAUGUGACUUUAAUAUCGGCGGCAGCAAACGCGGCGGCGUUCAUGGCGGAGGUAGGAAAGAACGGGAAUAAACACGCGAGAUGGGAAAAGAUUUGUGACAGAUUCGCUACUUAUUGUGAUCACGGUGCCGGAGCCUUAAUAGCCGCCUUCGCCGGUGUAAUCCUUAUGCUUAUCAUCUCCGCCGUUUCAAUCUCUCGUCUCGUCCAGCCGAACAAAUACUGCUCCACCACCGCAUCUCCCUCCGUCGUCCCUUGAAAACAUAUACACGUGUGGUCGUGUGGACAUGCACACGUGUUUCGUUCCCCUGUUUUAAUUUUUCUUUCUUUCUCUCUUACUACUCCUUUGUUUCUUGUUGAGUGUUUUGGUGUUGUAUCUCAGAGUGUGAUGUAUCAGAUUGUGUAAGCAUCUUAAGCAUUUGCAUUGUCUCUUCUUAGUAAAACUUUCUUCUUUUGUGUCUAUACGUAAA